Triplophysa dalaica is the source of this 3696-nucleotide messenger RNA. It is a transcript of the gene chka, whose product is annotated as choline kinase alpha. Bases 1041 to 2189 code for a protein of 382 amino acids. The transcript has 12 exons. The record is from RefSeq and is a predicted model, not a curated record. Gene Ontology annotation, molecular function: choline kinase activity; ethanolamine kinase activity. Gene Ontology annotation, biological process: phosphatidylethanolamine biosynthetic process; CDP-choline pathway. Gene Ontology annotation, cellular component: cytoplasm. NCBI's taxonomy places the organism in Eukaryota, Metazoa, Chordata, Actinopteri, Cypriniformes, Nemacheilidae.
AUUCAGAUGAAUAUUGUAUAAUGUAGUGUAAUCAGAUACAAUUGACAUCAUUUAAAAUAUAGAAUUUUGAAGGGCACUUGCUUUGUAUAUAACAUUUAUAGUCUACUAGCACCCAAUUCCUUAAACCAUGGGAUGUUAUGAUGCUUGUUCUUUCAUAAACUGUGUAGUGAUGUCAUUUUUAUGUCUUUAGAAAUUAGGUGAAUAUCUCAUGUUGGAUAAUUACAUUUAAACCAUUGACCUGUAUUUUACAAGCUGGCAGAAUUGUAUUAAUUUGUACAAUGUGAAACAUACAAAAUAUGAGGAAAAAGCUAUAUUGAGUCCCCACACCAGUACAAACCGUUACUGAUGUGAAAGCAGAAUGGAAAAAUGACAAAUUUGCCACCUUGUAAAAUAGUUACACUUUCCCAUAAGAUUGUGUUGGAAGUGUAUUUCUGGCUGAUAGCUUGCAUAACAGUAUUUUGUCAAUAAGAUUAUACGGGUAAAUAAUAACCCAUUGAAAAUGCCCAUAUUACUUUAUCUUACGUAGAACACAAAAGGUGCAGUUUUUUUAACAGUAGCCUUGCCACUCUUGUACAUAUAAUGAAAGUAAAUGAUGGUUGAUGCCAAGCCUGCAGAAUCCUACUGCUGCUCUUUGUGUAGAACAGUCCUAAAUCUAAGCUGCUGUUCAAAUAAAAACUUGGCACUUGCUCUAGCUUUCGUUGGCAUACAAAUCAACAAUUAGUUUGAGUCGGAUCCAGUUCUCAUUCACUUUCAUUAUAAUGGAAACGAGUGGGAUUUAUCAAAAUCACCUUUUUUGUUCUGUGAAAAAUACAGGUUGCAUUUUAUUUUUGCUUAAAAAAUCUUUGAAUACAGCUGAGAAGUGUGCGUGUUUGAAUGUAAUGUUAAGGUAAUAUUUCAUCUAUUUUUUAUUCAACAAAUGUAGUGCAUAUUCAUAAGCUGAAUUUAAUUAGGCAGGUAGCAUAUGUCUUGUGACUCUCACGGGGCACAAAUCCCAGUUUUAAGAGAAUAAAAACUGCUCCUCAGACAAAAAUUGUGUAUUUAUGUGUAAAAAAGCAAACAAGCAUUUUUACCCUCUAAGUUUAAAGAGACAGUUUUUGUUGGGUAAUGUACCUCCAUGGCUGUACUUGCGUGUCUUCUUUGCCGUAGGCUUGCCAAAGGAGCACUCUUGUUUCCAGGUGAUCCCAGCAUGCCACUCACGAUGUCCUGUAAUAAAGGGGAUUCCAGACAGUCAGACAUUGAAAAUCACUUUCAAGUCAAAUUUUUCCAUAAGCACUUGGGUUGGAUUUCUUGUUUUCAAGUGGAUUGUCUAUUGGACAAACAGGGCCACUGAGGGUGCUGAUGCUAUGGUGUUGGAGAGUGUGAUGUUUGCUAUCCUGGCCGAGCGUGAGCUGGGUCCCAAGCUGUAUGGCAUCUUCCCCCAGGGGAGACUGGAACAGUUUGUCCCAAGCCGAAAACUGUCUACGGAUGAGCUAAGUGUCCCUGUCAUAUCUGCUGAGAUUGCAGAGAAGAUUGCCAAAUUUCAUGGGAUGAGAAUGCCUUUCAACAAGGAGCCAAAGUGGCUGUUUGGCACCAUGGAAAAGUAUAUGGAUCAGGUACUUUGCCUCAACUUUACUAGAGAGUCCCAUCUGCUCAGUUUUUCCCACCUUUUGAGCUAUAACUUGCCCAAGGAGAUGGACAACCUCAAGUGUCUACUUAAAUCCACUUCUUCACCUGUUGUUUUCUGCCACAAUGACCUGCAAGAAGGAAACAUCUUGCUCCUCAGUGGUCGUGAAAAUGAGGAUCAACAAAGGCUCAUGUUGAUUGACUUUGAAUACAGCAGCUACAACUACAGAGGAUUUGACAUUGGAAAUUUUUUCUGUGAAUGGUCUUACGACUACACGUGGGACAAGUUUCCAUUUUUCAAGGCCAACACCAAAAAUUACCCCCCUAAAGAGAAGCAGAUGCAGUUCUUUCAGAGUUAUCUGUUGGAAUUUGACCCUGGCUUUGCAAACCUGAGCGAGAAGGACCAGCAGAAGCUUACAGAGAAGAUGCUAGUUGAAGUGGACAGAUUUGCACUGGCCUCUCACUUCUUCUGGGGAUUGUGGUCCAUAAUCCAGGCCAAAAUAUCAACUAUUGAGUUUGGGUACAUGGAGUAUGCCAUGGCCAGGUUUGAUGCAUAUUUCGAGUUGAAGAGGAAACUGAGAGUUUAAAGGAAAGUACAUAAAUUACCAAUGGACAUGGGGGGGCAACAACCACCCGUGUGUUGACAGGGAUAGAGCAAAGAACUGUCUCAAAAGAGGAUGUUCUGCAUCUUAAAAUUAUACCAUGCUGCAUGGACCAAACUAAAUGCAACAUCGCUGAUUUCAAAGGCUCUGUGCAUUGAGUCCCCCACAUGCUGCUUUCCAGUGUUAACUUAAGUUAAAAAAUCUUACUUUCAACACGUCUGCCUGAACCACCUGAGGUAAUUGCAGAAAAACUGUAAUACGGGAAAAAGGCGUGCAAGUCACGUGUAGGUUCAUGUAGAAUGGUUGGAAAAUAUCUUAAUGCAUGGUUCAUAACCUACCAGAAAAUGGUACAACAGACCAACUUUGUGGUUUCCACAGAUUUCCACUGCUGCAUAGGUUUUCUGUUUCCAUUUUGAUGUGUAGUAGAUCUAGUUUUAAUUCUGUUUCUCUGGUUUAGUAAAUCCAUGUAAUGUGAAGUGACAAAGCUAUUGGACCAUAUCAUAUGUGAACUGUUUAGGAGAGAGAGAGAGAGUAUGAAAUAUUCCAUCUCAAACCGGGAAAACAUUAUGGUUUAUGCCAUAGUGCUCUAAUUCACCUUCUGGAGGUGCUUGUAUUUUUUUUAUAAGAAAUUUCAAAAUUUGAAACAAACUUGGUUGUUCAGAGAUUUUCACCAUUGGAUCUGACUUGAUACAGGGGUCCCCUUUAAACAUAUAAUGUAUGUAAAUAGUUAAAGGUUAUAUCCUAGUUUUAUGUGAUAUAUAAUUCUUUUCCAACUAAACAAUAUUUACUCAAUUUCGUUUAAAGUAGUUGUUUUAGUUCAUAAAGGUGGUGAAGAUGUUUGUACUUUUGUUUAUUUUUUCUUUACAUAUUUGUCAUGUAUUCGAAUUGUAUGUAUUGUAUUACAAUAUAAUUGUAGCAGGCUGGCUGUUUUUUUGACAGUAAUGUUAAAGGCACUUUCUGAAGCAGUUCUGCAAUUAAGUUUGGUAUUUGCAAAUGAAACUUUUCUAUUACUUUUCUGCAAUGGAAUAUGUAUUUUUCUUAAUAAGAAAGUGAAAAGUAUUGUGUCCUUACUGUAAUGUUUCAUUGACCUCUUUCUCAUUCUUACUGUACGAAACCAGCAAUGGGAUUGUAUUCACACAUCUAAUACACCACAGGUCUGAGCGUUUAAAUAUUUAUUUACCUGUUACUUGUAGACAAAACGAUAAAGGUGGAAGCUUAAAUGUGAAAAAGAGUCUGUGCCUUUUGCAUUUCAAAAUCUGGUCUUGACCAGAUCUCAAGCAGCCUAAUGUGCUUAGUCAUCUGUUAACAUUAAAAGCGAGUUUAAAAAACACUUAUUCUCUCUGAACAUAAAAAUAACAACUAAAUAGAUAAAAUAUUCACACUUCUGCUAAAAAAAAAAAAGGUGAAUAGGGAAAUCACUUUACAGCAUGGAGAAUCAAUGUAAUGUACUAAUGCUGUCUAAUUAUACUAUGAAUAAACAUCUGAAUAUGAA